AUGCCUCAAGCGAAGGCUAGCCUGUUCCUGCAGGAUAAUCACAAUCUGAAAUUCCAGACUCAUCACAGCGCCACAUCUAAUAAUAAUGACAAGCGUCCACGUCAACCGCUCGGUGAAGCAUUUGAUCUCAGCUCACUAAGUGCUGACUUACCCCCAAACACAGGUCCACCAGGCACAGUUUCAGUCACUAAUGGACCAUCUUCAAAUGCAAGUAAAAAUUUGAGUCAUGUACCCUGCAAGUUUUUCAAACAAGGAAACUGCCAAGCUGGUGAUUCAUGUCCCUUUUCUCAUAACGUUGAAGGGGCGUUGGCUGCUGAUAAAUUGCCUUGCAAGUACUUUUUGCGAGGAAAUUGCAAAUUUGGUUUAAAAUGUGCCUUGGCUCAUUACUUACCUGAUGGAACAAGAGUUAAUGCAAAAAACAUCUUGGCCAGUAAUGGAAAUAACAACGGUGCUGCCUAUUCUAACCACAGCUACGGAUUAAAACACCAAAAGUAUGGCAACAGCGAAGCUACAAGCUAUAGUGGCCAUGUCAAUCAAAGAAAAAACUCACCUGAAUAUGAGUAUGGUAGAAUUACAAGACCAAUUGAGGAUCUUACUCCUAGAUCGCGCUACACCAGUGUAUCACCACCUGACUCGCAUUCAGCAGGCAUUGCCUCUCUUCUGAAUGCUGGAUAUUACAAUAGUUACCAGGUAAAGCAACAGCCACAACCGUCGCAACCGCCACAACAGCAGAACCAGUACCAACAGCCAGUAUUUCAACAAUUUGGGCAACAACAACAACAACAACAGCAACCACAGCAACCACAGCAACAGUUAUACCCAUUUCAACAACAACAGCAACAACACUAUCCUCAACAACAAGCACAACCACGCAAUAUUUCCCACCAAGAGGCUCCAAUUUCCUUCAAUACUCUUACUGACGACAGUCUCGCCAGAUUUACCAAACAACCACAACACGAACAUCCCACACCGCCCAGGCAAGAACCACUUAGUUGGUCCCCAGUUGCGCAUUACGCAAAACCAGCUGACUAUCUGUAUACACAAUGGGGAUCUCAACAAAAGAGAACUGACUCGCAUCACCAACCACAUAGUUUGGGAUCAAACUCUUUCUCAAAUACGUUUACUGACGGCCCCGUUUUCAACACGCCAACGACUAAGCCACAAAAUAACAUUCGUCGUUCUUAUUCCACAGGUGGACAAUAUCCAACUAUAAGAACAGCACAUUCGCCACCACAACUGUCAACGGUAUCGGGAAUAAACAUCCAGUCUUCAACCCCAUCUGCCACCACGCCAUCAUCACGAUUCUCAUUCAGCUCUGGAGCCUCAACUGCACUUUCGCAAGUUAACGAUUACAGCCUACCAGUUAAAGCAAAUAUCUCGCUGUAUCUGUACCAGAAUAUCUCAUUAGCCUCACCAGUGUUCGACGAUGAGGAGGGGGUGGAAGUGGAAGAUAAAUUUGUUGCAAAGCGUAACGAGGAUUUCGAUUACUCCCUUCCAAUGCAUCAAAGUAAUGCCAACGGUGUGUUUGAAGAAGAUUUUUUACCUAGCUCAUUAGCUGAUGUGGUUUUAUCACCCCAGGAGUUGAAAAGACGUGAUUCGAGAUCCCAAAGUGGCACAUUGAACAAUAGGCCAAGUUUGCGUGCGUUGCUUGAAGAAACUGGGUAUACGGGAGCUAAUGAACCGGAAAAUGUUUUUCUUAUGGAGUGA
Molecule: messenger RNA, 1707 nt
Organism: Lodderomyces margitis
Lineage: Eukaryota; Fungi; Ascomycota; Pichiomycetes; Serinales; Debaryomycetaceae
Exons: 1
Coding region: 1-1707 (568 amino acids)
Molecular function (GO): metal ion binding
Source: RefSeq, a predicted model, not a curated record